Pieris macdunnoughi is the source of this 1596-nucleotide messenger RNA. The record is from the annotation of a GenBank genome assembly. NCBI's taxonomy places the organism in Eukaryota, Metazoa, Arthropoda, Insecta, Lepidoptera, Pieridae.
AUGUGUUCGACUAGGAAGGGAAUUAGAGUGACCAAGUAUUUGUUGGCUGGUGUUACAGUUUUCUGUGUCAGUUGGAUCGCAUGUGUCAACGAGUGGAAUGCCAGAUCGCACUGGAAUCCUCCACAACGGAGAUACUCCACCAUGAAGACGAUUGUUGCCUACUCGGAAGGCAAGCAGGCGGAAAUGGAUAGACCGUCUCCUGUCACUUGUGACCGACUUCCGGACUACCCUGUCAUACCGGAAAUUAACCGCACGUGGUCACCCCAUGCUGCAGAAGCCCUUUGGCAACGAGUAGAAGGUACUCCAGUGUCAUUAUAUGCUGCGUAUUACGACGAGAGGGCGCCACAGCACUACGUACGCGUUCUCGCCAUUUUCCACGGUCGUAAUUUGUCUUCAUUGGAAGAUCUUUACUGUCAAACGCGCGUCCUUCACGACGGUGACUCCGUAGAAGUAGUAGCUGCAAAGCCCUUAGAAAUCUGGUGGCAGGAUUGGGACAAAUCGACUAACGAAGUUGAAACGCCCUUUCUUCUAUCAUGUCCGCUAACAGAACCUUUGAACAAUAGGGCCGACGUGUCGAUUGUCACAGAGCCUUGCGAUAACCCGACAAAUGGAUUCCAUAUCGGGCCAAAAACAAAUAACAACUAUCAAAGAUCGUUUACUAUAUGUGUCAAAGAUAUGAAUUUUCAAAAGGACAUAUCCUCGUCUCUGAUAGAGUGGAUAGAAACGAAUCGACUUCUAGGCGCAGAGGUUAUCGAUUUUUACAUCGAUAGCGUGAAUAAAAAUACAGAGGCUACCUUGCGUCGUUAUCAGUCCCAAGGACUCGUUAGACUAUUUCAAGUUCCUAUUAAAAAUACAGCUCGACGUUCCCUCUGGCAAAGGAGACGAGAUCAUUUAGUAUCGUAUAACGACUGUCUGUAUAGAAAUAUACUAGAAACUGAAUUUAUUGUUCCCCUAGAUGUGGACGAGGUACUAGUUCCUAAAAUAACCAAUAAUUGGCAUGGAUUAUUAAAACGAUUGCCUCUCCAAGGUUGGGAUCCUCAUCACCACUCUGCUAUAUUAGUGCGUAAUGUAUUUUUCUUUGACUUUAUGCAACAUUUAUAUAAGAAUAAUAAAACUAGUAAUAAUAGAAAUAGGGUGAAACUUUAUAUGAAGCGCGACGACGUACGAAUAGAUGAUGAAGUUUUAAAUGAAAUAGUUGAUCUUCAUAGUACAGAGAAAGAGAGUAAUAAGCACAUUACCGAAAUGGGGAAAGAUGAAAAUGACUGUACAAACAAUUUAGAUUUGCCAAAAUUAUCUCGAAACAUUGUAAGCUCGGCCACAAUCAGCCCUAUAGGAUAUUACAGCAAGAGCUUUAUGCUAACUAGAAAGGUUUUAACAGCGUUUAAUCACUACCCUUUGGCCAGCAUUGGUGCAACGGGUUUUACUGGUUGGGCGGCGCCAUACAAAGAAGUACAACUCAAUCAUUACAAGGAAACCUGCAACUUCACGAUGGUGCCGGAAUGUGCGCAAUACGUUAAGCGCUCGCGCAUCGACCGCUCUGCGCUUCACCUCUCAAGACGGCUCGCACGAGCCAUCGCCAACACUAUCUGCAAAUAA